AUGCACAUGAGCAUGCUCAAUGAGAAGUAUGGCCCCGUCUUUACUGUGUGGAUGGGACCAAAACUUCUGGUUGUGCUCUGUGGAUAUGAGGUGGUGAAAGAUGCUCUGGUGGAUCACGCAGAAGAGUUUGGAGGGCGUCCUGACGUCCCCUUUGAUGAGAGAGUAACAAGGGGGCAAGGAAUUCUUAGCAAGAAUGAGGCCAAAUGGAGGGAGCUGCGCCGGUUCACCCUUUCUACCCUGAGGAACUUCGGGAUGGGAAAGACGGCCAUGUCCACAAGGGUGCAGAAGGAAGCUGUAUGCUUGGCAGAGGAAAUGGCUACCAGACAAGGUCCUCUUUGGUCCAGCUUAUUCCAGAGAAAGCCAAAAGAAAAGUGGCUGCUGGGGCUGUUGUCAGAGUUGGGAUGGACUCUUAUACGGAAAGCGAUUCAAUUUGUCCUUCUCAAGGGAUGCAGCGUGAAGAGAAAGGGGAACAUUUCAAGUAGAAUUUUCCUUCUUCUCUUUUUCCUUCCUCAGAAUUCCUCAGAAGAUUUUUAUACCAUUGAAGAUCUUGUCAUGUCUGUCUAUGUACUCUUUUUUGCUGGGUCUACAACAACAAGCCAAACCUUGCUCUACAGCUUUCUGGCAAUGGCUAAAUUCCCACAUAUUCAAGGUACAGAUAUACCCAUGGAAACAGCAAAGGCAAUUAUGAAUACCAUUAUUAAUCUCCCAAUAAAGACAGAACAGUUAUUGCAUUUGCAGACAGCCAUCCCGUGGUGCUGUGUCAAGUGGAGAAGGGAGGGAUAUGGAGCCACCUUUACAAGGCUGCAUGUGUUCUACAUGGAGCUGCCCUUAAGGAAUAUCCAGAAGCUGAAACUGUCAGAAUGCGGCAGUGGGAGUAGUUAUGGGGGUAUUUUGAUAUGCCCAUGUUAUACCUUUGCUUUGCGAGCUGUACUGGCUCCCACUAAGGUGCAACAGGAGAUUGAUGAGGUGGUGGGUACAAACCGUACUCCAAACAUGGAAGACCGUUUGAGGAUGUCUUUCACUAAUGCAGUUGUCCAUGAGUUUCAACGUUAUCAGAAAGGGAUGCUUGAGAAUUUUCCACGGGAAACAACUUGUGACACAAAAUUCCGUGGUUACAACAUUCCCAAGGUAUGGCAAUACAUGGCUGUCGCUCCAGUGCUCACCUCUGUACAUUUUGACCCUUUCCAGUGGGAGACUCCAGAGAGGUUCAACCCAGAUCAUUUUUUGGAUGAAAAGGGCCAGUUCAGGAGAAGAGAUGGUUUCAUGCCAUUCUCAGCAGGCAGAUGGGCCUGUCCAGGGGAGGCCCUGGCUCGGAUGGAGCUCUUCCUGUUCUUCAGCACUCUGCUCCAGAAAUACACCUUCCAUCUUGUUGGGGAAAUUAAAGGGAAGGAUUUAAUGUCUUUGUAUUUGGACUUGAGAAAUAAGGAUCAAUCCCCCCUUAUAAAAGCCAUUAAACGUUCAGUGGACACUUGUGUUCAAUGA
Messenger RNA from Python bivittatus (Burmese python), 1482 nucleotides. The record is from RefSeq and is a predicted model, not a curated record. NCBI's taxonomy places the organism in Eukaryota, Metazoa, Chordata, Lepidosauria, Squamata, Pythonidae.